Solanum tuberosum (potato) is the source of this 13459-nucleotide messenger RNA. RefSeq lists its product as uncharacterized. The coding region runs from base 211 to 13173 and encodes 4320 amino acids. The record is from RefSeq and is a predicted model, not a curated record. NCBI's taxonomy places the organism in Eukaryota, Viridiplantae, Streptophyta, Magnoliopsida, Solanales, Solanaceae. Gene Ontology annotation, biological process: protein targeting to vacuole; protein retention in Golgi apparatus. The transcript has 52 exons.
AGAACUGAAAAAACAAUAAAUUAAUUAGAAAAAAAAAGAAGGAAAAAAUACGUGCGAGACUCUUCCAGGUUCCACUUCUCUCUUUCUUCGUUCUUCAUCGCUAUGAGGAAACUAGAGGAAUACUUCAAUCGGUUCGUUCACUGUAUAUAUAGAAACUUGUAGAGAUUCACAAUCUCAGUGUUAGAAGGUGAUUAGUAGAAAGUCGGAAAGAUGUUGGAAGAUCAAGUAGCGUAUUUGUUGCAGAGGUAUUUGGGGAACUAUGUUAUAGGACUCAAUAAAGAAGCACUUAAGAUCAGCGUUUGGCAAGGCGAUGUAGAACUAGUAAAUAUGCAAUUGAAACCAGAGGCUCUCAAUGCAUUGAAGUUACCUGUAAAAGUCAAGGCAGGAUUUCUUGGAUCUGUGAGACUCAAGGUACCAUGGAGCAGGCUUGGCCAAGAUCCAGUUCUAGUUCACCUGGAUCGUAUUUUUUUAUUAGCUGAACCAGCAACCCAAGUUGAAGGAUCUACCGAAGAUGCUAUCCAAGAAGCUAAGAAGAGUAGAAUACGAGAAAUGGAAACAAAGCUUCUGGAGAGUAAACGAAUGCUAGAGACAGAAAUGAAUAAGUCCUGGUUGGGGUCUUUGAUCAACACAAUAAUUGGGAACUUAAAGCUUUCAAUUUCAAAUAUCCACAUCAGAUAUGAAGAUCUUGAGAGCAAUGCUGGCCACCCUUUUGCAGCUGGUAUUACCUUAGAGAAACUAUCAGCUAUGACCGUAGAUGAUAGUGGGAGUGAAGCCUUUGUAACUGGAAAUGCAUUGGAUUUCAUACAGAAGUCUGUAGAACUUGAACGGCUAGCUGUUUAUUUCGAUUCUGAUAUCACUCCAUGGCAUAUUGACAAACCAUGGACAGAUUUGCUACCACAGGAGUGGGUCAAGAUUUUCAGAUAUGGAACGGCUAAUGGUAAACCUGCUGAUCACAUCAAAGAGCAUUCUUACAUUUUGCAACCAGUGACUGGGAACGCUAAGUUCUUGAAACAGCGCCCUAAUCCUUCACGUGAUAAUUUGGACCCUCUUCAAAAGGCAGUCGUGGCUCUGGACGAUGUGACUCUUUGUUUGUCAAAGAAUGGCUAUAGGGAUUUAUUAAAGUUAGCGGAGAACUUUGCUGCCUUCAAUCAACGGUUGAACUAUGCUCAUCUUCGUCCACAUGUUUCGGUGAAAUCUGAUCCAAGGUCUUGGUGGAAGUAUGCUUAUCAAGCUUUAUCUGUUCAGAUAAAGAAGGCCAGUGGGAAGUUGUCAUGGGAGCAGGUCCUGCGGUAUACAAGGUUGAGGAAGAAAUAUAUCUCUUUGUAUGCUUCAUUGCUGAAAUCCGAGCCUGAUCGGAUGGUAAUAGAUGAUAAUAAAGAUUUAGAAGAACUGGAUCGCACACUUGAUGCUGAAAUCAUUCUUCAAUGGAGGAUGCUGGCACACAAAUUUGUGCAGAAGUCAGUAGAGUCGGAUUCUUACCUAAAAAAACAAAAGUCAAAGAAAUCUUGGUGGUCUUUUGGCUGGUCCAGCCAAUCAGUUGACGAUGAAAGUGAGCAAGCAGAGUUUACUGAGGACGACUGGGAGAGGUUAAAUAAUAUAAUUGGGUAUAAAGAAGGUGAAGAAGAACCACUGUUGGCUACUCAUGACAGGAGAGAUGUGCCACAUACCACCUUGGAGGUUCACAUGAAGCACAAUGCCUCAAAGCUUAGUGAUACUAACAGCUGCCUUGCUGAUUUGUCAUGUGAUAACCUUGAUUGUUAUAUAAAGCUUUAUUCAGAAGCAAAGGUUUUUGAUGUAAAACUAGGAUCAUAUCAGUUAUGGUCUCCAAAUGGCCUUCUUGCUGAGAGUGCAACUGUCAAUGAUUCCUUGGUUGCUGCAUUUUGCUACAAGCCUUUCGAUUCCAACAUUGACUGGAGUUUGGCGGCUAAAGCUUCUCCGUGUUAUGUGACAUAUCUGAAGGAUUCGAUUGACCAAAUUAUCAACUUUUUUGAAAGUAAUGCUGCUGUGAGUCAGACCAUAGCUCUGGAAACAGCUGCUGCAGUACAGAUGACAAUUGAUGAAGUCAAACGAACUGCACAAGAACAAGUAAACAGAGCUCUGAAGGAUCAAUCUAGGUUUUUCUUAGAUUUGAAAAUUGCAGCUCCAAAAAUUACAAUUCCUACAGAUUUCUGUCCAGAUAGCACUCACUCAACUAAGCUGCUUCUUGACUUGGGAAAUUUGGUGAUUUCUACAAAGGAUGAUUCUGAGAUUGUUUUACCUGAAGAGAUGAAUAUGUAUGUUCAGUUUGAUAUGGUCUUGAGCGAUGUUUCUGCUUUCCUGGUUGAUGGUGAUUAUUAUUGGAGUCAAACUCCAACAAAUGGAGUUGGUCCAUCUAGAUCCACUUUUGUUACUUUUUUGCCUGUUAUUGACAAGUGUGCUGUGGUUCUAAAGCUGCAACAGAUCCGACUAGAGAAUCCUGCCUUUCCUUCGAUGAGACUUGCAGUGCGUCUUCCUUCUUUAGGAUUCCAUUUUUCUCCUGCUCGGUAUCAUCGGUUGAUGCAAGUUGCAAAGAUAUUUGAAGCAGAGGAAAUAAAUGAUUCAGAUGUUUAUCGGCCUUGGACACAGUCUGAUUUUGAGGGGUGGUUGUGUCUUCUUACCUGGAAGGGUGUUGGUGGUAGGGAGGCUAUAUGGAAGCGUAGAUACCUAUGUAUUGUUGGAUCCUUCCUUUAUAUACUGGAAAAUCCUGGCUCUAGAUCUUACAAGCAGUAUAUCAGUUUACGAGGGAAGCAACUAUAUCAAGUUCCUCCAAAUGAUGUUGGCAAUGAACAAUAUGUGUUGGCUGUCUACAGUGCUGAACGAUCCAACAACAUUGUGGAAGAUGCAAAUGCAUUAAUAUUACGUUGUGACUCUGAAGAUUUAAAGAAAACAUGGCAGAGUCACUUGCAGGGGGCCAUCUAUCGGGCAUCGGGAUCAGCUCCUAUAACUGGUUUAUCUGAAUCAUCAUCCGAGUCUGAAGAUUAUGAAGCUGAUCAUGCAGGCAAUGAUAUAAUUGAUCUCUCACAAAUGGAGAGUCUGUAUUUGACCGGUGUUCUUGAUGAGUUAAAGAUGUCCUUCAAUUAUAGUCAUGAGCAUGAUCAGAGUUUUACUAAGGCACUUCUAGCUAAGGAAAGAGGCUUAUUUGAAUUUCGAGCAACAGGUGGUCGGGUUGAACUUUCAAUUAGAGGUAAUGAUAUUUUUAUAGGGACUCUCCUGAAAGCUCUUGAGAUAGAAGAUUUGGUUUGCCAGACAGGGAUGUCUGGCUCUUGCUAUCUAGCACGAUCCUUCAUCAGAAAUAUUACUGCACCCCCCCUUUUAAAUGAUGUUGAGACCCAAUGCAAUGAAUCUAGUCAAUAUGAAGGAGAAGAGGAGUUCUAUGAGGCAUCUGAAAAUUUAAAUGACCUGGUUGAUAGUCCUUAUUCAUCGGGAAACUCUUUACCUUCAGAAAAGACCAUGUCAAAGGCUCCUAGUUUUAAUCGUUUUGCUGGUCUUCUGCCUAUCGAUUUUAACGAUAGUGGAACUAAUCCUGUAAUAAUGAAUGAUACAUUAGAUAGUUUUGUGACGGCUCAAGUGGCUAUUUAUGACCGGAAGUCACCUCGCUAUACUAGCACUGAUACAAAGGUAGUUGUCACACUUGCUACCUUGUCUUUUUUCUGUCGUAGACCAACAAUACUGGCAGUAAUGGAAUUUGUAAAUGCCAUUAAUGUGGGGGAAGAAAUCCCUGAGUCUUUCAGUGACACUUCUUCAUCAGCCAUUACACAGCAUGAUUAUCCCAAGGAAAAUGUGGUUGAUUCUGAGGAAACAAUGGAUGUGCCUGCAGUGAAGGGUUUGCUUGGGAAGGGGAAGUCUAGGAUUAUAUUUGGUCUGACAUUGAACAUGGCUCGUGCCCAGAUUUUGCUGAUGAAAGAGGGUGGAUCUAAGCUCGCUACCUUGUCUCAGGACAAUUUUCUUACUGAUAUCAAGGUGUUUCCAUCUUCUUUUACAAUAAAGGCAUCUCUUGGAAAUCUGAGAAUUAGUGAUGACAGCCUUCCUAGUAGUCACCUUUAUUUCUGGGCAUGUGAUAUGAGGAAUCCUGGUGGUAGUUCUUUUGUAGAGCUGGAGUUUUGUUCAUUCAAUGUUGAUGAUGAAGACUAUAUGGGUUAUGAUUACAGCCUUAUAGGCCAGCUGUCCGAAGUGAGGAUUGUUUAUUUGAAUCGCUUUAUCCAAGAGAUUGUCAGUUACUUCAUGGGUCUUGUUCCAAACAGUUCCAAUGAUGUUGUCAGAAUAACAGAUCAAGUUACAAACUCAGAGAAGUGGUUUACAAGAAGUGAGGUUGAAGGAUCGCCUGCUUUCAAGUUGGAUCUUUCUCUAAGAAAGCCGAUAAUAUUAAUGCCUCGAAGGACUGAUAGCCUUGAUUAUUUGAAGCUUGAUGUUGUUCACAUUACUGUCCAAAACAAGUUUCAGUGGUUUUGUGGUAGCAAAAGUGAUAUGAAUGCUGUACACCGGGAAAUAUUAACUAUAUCUGUCGAAGAUAUCAAUUUAAAUGUGGGUGCCGGCUCCGAAUCGGGUGAGAGUAUCAUCCAAGACGUCAAUGGAGUUUCAAUUGUUAUACUGCGAUCACUGCGGGACCUAUUACAUCAAAUUCCUAGUGUUGAAGUUGCUAUCAAGAUUGAAGAAUUAAAAGCUGCUCUAUCAAGCAAGGAGUAUGAGAUAAUUGCAGAAUGCGCGCAGGAAAAUCUUUCAGAGACUCCUAAUGUUGUGCCGCCUCUGAUAGAUGACUCCUCAUCACCUUCAGCUGAAAAGGCACAACAUUUAUCAGCGAGAAAUUCUGAUGUUGUUAAAUCUGAAGCUGAAGAUAAAGAUAAAGAUAAGUGGAUUGUAACCAAGGUCUCUAUUGCUAUUAAUCUGGUUGAGCUUGGCCUUCACUAUGGAUUGACAAGGGAUGCAUCGCUUGCAACGAUGCAGGUAAGUGGUCUGUGGCUUCUCUACAAAUCCAAUACAGUGGGAGAAGGCUUUUUGUCUUCAACACUUGAAGAUUUCACCGUGAUGGAUAAUCGUGAAGGUAUAGCACAGGAACUCAGGUUGGCAAUUCGGAAGCCGGAAACAAUUGGGUAUAAUCCUUCACAAUCAGUGGCUGAUGCUGGUGCAUAUGCUGGCAUGACCUUGAAUACUAUUAAUGACGAGGACAUGAAACUUGUACCUGCAAUGGUUAUUCUCGAUGCAAGAUUCAAUGAAAAUUUGACAUCGUUUUCUCUCUUCAUUCAAAGGCCACAACUUCUAGUUGCACUUGAUUUUUUGCUUGCUGUUGUGGAGUUUUUUGUACCAAAUGUUCGAAGUAUGCUGGCAAAUGACGAUGAUGGAAGUUCUCAUACUGUAGAUGCUGUUAUUCUUAAUGAUUCAGUUUUUAACCAGCCUUCUCCGGAACUCUCACUCUCUCCUCAGAGACCUUUGGUUGCUGAUGAUGAAAGGUAUGAUCUUUUCAUAUAUGAUGGCAAAGGUGGAAUUUUGUUUUUGCAAGAUAGGAGAGGAAAAAAUCUCUCUUGUCCGAGUGAAGAGGCUAUAAUUUACGUUGGAAGUGGAAAGAAGUUGCAAUUUAGGAAUGUUAAGAUCAAGAAUGGAAAAUAUUUGGAUUCAUGCAUUUUACUUGGAUCCAAUAGCAGUUAUUCUGCUUCAGAGGAUGAUGAAGUCCUCCUUGAUGAAGCUUCAUGUGUAGGACCAUUGGAGGAUGAUUCUGGAGAGACUGUGGAUGCUGUGCCAUCACAAAAUCCUAAUGUCAGCAGAUCUACAGAAUUGAUAUUUGAGCUGAAGGCUAUUGGUCCAGAGCUUACCUUCUAUAAUACAUCAAGAAGUGUGGGAGAGUCUGCUGCUCUUUCGAACAAAUUAUUGCACACACAGUUGGAUGCAUUCUGCAGGAUUGUUCUAAAAGGUGAUACAUUUGACGUGAAUGCAAAUGUUCUUGGAUUAACUAUGGAGAGCAAUGGAGUCAGAAUAGUGGAACCUUUCGAUACCUCUGUGAAGUUCUCUAAUGCUUCUGGAAAGUCAAAUAUACAGUUGUCUGUGUCCGAUAUUUUUAUGAACUUUUCGUUCAGCAUCUUAAGACUGUUUUUGGCAGUUGAGGAUGAUAUCUUAGCAUUUUUGAGGACCACAUCAAAGAAAAUGACUGUGGUGUGCUCCGAGUUUGACAAAGUUGGGACUAUCAAAAGUCCGUGUAACCAAAUAUAUGCUUUCUGGAGAGCUCGAGCUCCACCUGGUUAUGGAACAAUUGGAGACUAUCUGACACCAAUUGACAAACCACCCACAAAAGGAGUCAUUGCUCUGAAUACCAGCUUUGUCAGAGUAAAGAGGCCUGAGUCUUUCAUGCUCAUUUGGCCCUCAUCCCCCUACGAGGAUGGUGAAUUGGGGCCAACCACGUGUUUAUCUAAAGAAGAUAGCACUUGUUCCAUUUGGUUCCCUAAAGCACCGAAAGGUUAUGUUGCAGUGGGCUGUGUAGUCUCUCCUGGAAGUAUGGAACCUCCAAUAUCGUCUGCCUGGUGCAUCUUAGCUUCUUUAGUUUCACCAUGUGAUCUGAGAGAUUGUGUUUAUAUUGGCAUGAUGAAUCGAUCUUCCGAAUUGGCAUUCUGGCGUGUGGAUAAUUCCAUUGGUACCUUCCUGCCUUCAGAUCCGACUACUUUGAAGUUGUGCGGCAGAGCAUACGAUCUUCGGCGUAUUUUCUUUGGGCUUCCCAGAGAUUUUUCUGAAACAUCAAAGAGCUCAGAAACUGGGGUUUCGUCUGGUCAAAAUCACGCAGUUCAAUCAGAGAGGUCAUCUACAGUAAACUCUCGUCGCAGGUUUGAAGCCAAUGCUACAUUUAGGCUAAUUUGGUGGAAUCAAGGUUCUGGAUCUAGAAAGAAAUUAUCUAUAUGGCGCCCUAUUAUUCCUCAAGGGAUGGUAUAUUUUAGUGAUAUUGCAGUUCAAGGGUAUGAGUCUCCAAAUACUUGCAUUGUACUUCAGGAUUCUGAUGAGCUUUACAAAGCCCCUUCAGACUUUACGCUUGUGGGACAGAUAAAGAAACAUAGAUCAGUGGAUGGUAUAUCUUUUUGGAUGCCCCAGCCUCCUCCAGGCUUUGUAUCCUUGGGUUGUAUAGCCUGCAAAGGAGCACCAAAUCAAUCUGAUUUUGGUUCCUUAAGAUGCAUCCGCAGUGAUAUGGUUGCUAGUGAUCAGUUUUCGGAACAAAGCAUUUGGGAUACAUCUGAUUCCAAAUUCACGAGGGAACCAUUUAGUUUGUGGGUUAUUGGAGAUGAGUUGGGACCUUUCAUUGUUCGCAGUGGUUUCAAGAAACCUCCAAAGAGGCUUGCUUUAAAGCUUGCUGAUCGAGAUAUGGCUAGUGGUUUAGAGGAUAUGGUGGUUGAUGCAAAAAUCAGAACAUUCUCUGCAGCCCUUUUUGAUGAUUAUGGUGGCUUGAUGGUUCCUUUGUGUAACGUGUCUUUCAGUGGCAUAACUUUCAAUUUACAUCAAAGGUCUGACUAUCUGAAUUCCAGUGUGACCUUUUCCUUGGCUGCUAGAUCAUACAAUGAUAAGUAUGAUUCUUGGGAGCCUCUUUUGGAGCCAGUUGACGGAUCAUUGAGGUACCAGUACGAUGUCCAUGCUCCUGGUGCAGCUUCCCAGAUUCGUCUUGCAUCUACAAGGGAUUUGAACUUAAAUAUAUCUGUGUCUAAUGCCAACACAAUAUUUCAGGCCUAUGCCAGCUGGAAUAACCUCAGCCAUGCCAAGGAGUCCUACCAGGAUGCAGUCUCACCAACUGGAGGAAGCAGGUCCAUCAUUGAUGUUCAUCACAGAAGAAAUUACUUCAUUAUCCCACAGAAUAAUCUUGGUCAGGACAUUUUCAUAAGAGCUACAGAAAUCAGGGGACUACCCAGCAUAAUUAAAAUGCCUUCUGGAGAUAGCAAACCAAUUAAAGUACCUGUUGCGAAGAAUAUGCUAGAUUCACACUUGAAAGGAAGUUUUUUUGAAAAAGGCAAUAUAAUGGUGACAAUAAUCAUAGCAGCUGCAGAGUUCCAACAGGUUGAAGGCUUGUCUUCUCAUGAGUAUGCCGUAGAAGUCCGUCUUGCUCCAGAUCAGAGUCACCCUUGUCCAUCUCUGUCCAUUCAACAAAGUGCACGCACUCGUGGCAAUAGCUCAUAUGGUUCUAUAUCUUCUGAUAUAAUCUCAGUGAAAUGGAAUGAAGUAUUUUUCUUCAAAGUUGAUUCACCGGAUUUCUGCAAUCUGGAGCUUGUUGUAAUGGAUAUGGGAAGAGGUUAUACUGUUGGUUAUUCAUUAGCUCCGCUGAACCAUAUAUUUAGACCCCAAGAGAAUCCAGCGUCUUACAACAGUUCACUUGAAUUCAAUUGGCUAGAGUUGUCCUCUUCGGGGUCUACGAUGAUAACUAGUGAAGGAAAAGAAAUGAAAUCAUCAGGAAGAAUAAAAUUAGCUGCUUACUUGUCUCCUCAACUUGAAGUUGGAAAGAGUGAGAAGUCCUAUAACACUAAGGCAAGAUCUGGGUUUAUCCAGAUUAGUCCUACCAGAGAAGGACCUUGGACUACUGUGAGGCUGAAUUAUGCUGCACCUGCUGCUUGUUGGCGACUAGGAAAUACUGUUGUUGCCAGUGAAGUGAGCGUAGCUGAUGGAAAUCGAUAUGUCAAGAUUAGAUCUCUGGUUUUAGUUCGUAACUACACAGAAUUUACACUGGAUUUACAGCUCACGCUCAAUGCUUCAAAUGAGAAAAAAAGACAUGAUAAUGAUGAGACACAAGAGGUUUAUGUUGAUGAAGUUGUGACAGAUGAGUUUUUUGAGACCCAGAAAUAUAAUCCUGAUAUUGGGUGGUUUGACGCUAAUGAGGGGACAAAUGAAGUUGAGCUUCCAUCAGGCUGGGAAUGGGUUGAUGAAUGGCAUGUAGAUAAGAAAUCUGUGAACACUGCUGAUGGAUGGGUUUAUGCUCCAGAUUUCAAUAGUUUGAAAUGGCCAGAGUCGUCCAAUCCACUAAAAUCUGUUAACUAUGCAAAACAGAGACGGUGGCUUAGGAACAGGAAAGGCAAGUCAAGAGAUCUCAAGGCUCAGAUUUAUGUUGGGCCUAUAAGACCUGGGGAAGUUGUUCCGUUGCCUUUAUCUGUCCUGACCCAUUCUGGACUAUACGUACUGCGAGUGCGGCCUUCUUACUUGGGAAAAACUGAAGAAUAUUCAUGGAGUUCUGUAAUGGAUGUGUCUGGAAACACUCGGGAUCUUGAGAUGCCAACAGAAAACGCUGGAAUAUCUGUAUCAAAUCUCAGUGAGUCUGAGGAACUCCUAUACUGCCCUGCAGUUAGUGGAACCUCAUCCAACAGUAACCGGGGCAUGUGGUUUUGCUUGAGUAUACAAGCAACUGAGAUCACAAAGGACAUGCACUCUGAUCCAAUUCAAGAUUGGACCCUUGUGAUCAGGCCACCCCUUGCGAUUACCAAUUAUCUUCCUCUUACUGCUGAAUAUUCUGUUCUUGAGAUGCAAGCCAGUGGUCAUUUUCUCACUUGCGUUAGAGGGAUAUUCUCUCCUGGUGAAUCUGUCAAGGUUUAUAGUGCCAACAUAAGGAAUCCUUUGUACUUCUCGUUGCUUCCACAAAGAGGAUGGUUGCCGUUACAUGAGGCUAUACUCAUAUCCCAUCCUAAGAUGGCACCUUCAAAGACAAUAAAUCUAAGAAGUUCAAUUUCUGGAAGGAUUGUUCAAGUAAUUGCUGAACAUACGCAUACCCAUGAAAGGCCGCUGCAAGCAAAGAUUACCAAGGUCUAUGCUCCUUUUUGGCUUUCAGUUGCACGAUGUCCGCCAAUUACUUUCAGGCUUAUAGACUUGAGUGGUCGGAAAACAAAGAAGAAGAUUGCUUUGCCUUUGCUAUCUAAAAGGAAUAAUGAUCUUGUCCUAGAGGAGAUCUCUGAGGAGGAAAUAUAUGAAGGAAAUACAAUUGCAUCUGUUAUAAACUUCAAGUUGCUAGGCCUUUCAGCAUCACUGUCGGGUGAGAAGAGUUUUGGUCCUGUUAAGGAUCUUUCUCCGUUGGGUGACAUGGAUGGCUCGUUGGAUUUCUGCGCCUACAACACUGAUGGAAAUUGCAUGCGGCUUUUUGUAUCAUCAAAACCUUGCCCUUAUCAAACUGUUCCAACGAAGGUUAUUACUGUUCGGCCAUUUGUUACAUUUACCAAUAGACUUGGUCAAGAUAUAUUUUUGAAAUUGAGCAGCGAAGAUGAGCCAAAGGUUUUACGUGCAUCUGAUGUCAGAGCCUCAUUUGUAUAUCGCGACACAGGUGGACCUGAUGAACUCCAGGUCCGACUGGAUGAUACAAAUUGGUCAUUUCCUGUUCAAAUUGUUAAGGAGGACACAGUUCCUCUUGUCUUGAGGAGAAAUGAUGGCACUCGGAGAUUUUUGAAGAUGGAAGUCCGUGGCUUUGAAGAGGGGUCACGUUUCAUUGUUGUUUUUCGCGUUGGAUCAACAAGGGGUCCAAUCAGGAUCGAAAACAGGACGAAGAGGAAGGUCAUUAGACUUCGGCAAUCUGGAUUUGGCAAUGAUGCAUGGAUCCAGCUAUUGCCUCUUUCAACCACAAACUUUUCAUGGGAGAAUCCCUAUGGCCAAAAACUUAUUGAUGCUGAGAUUUACAGUGGCAAUAGCUCUAGGGUCUGGAAAUUUGAUUUGGAGAAGUCAGGGUUCUGUUCUGAGUGUGAUGAAUUAGGCUUGCUUUUCCAUGUUAUAGAUAUGGCUGAUGUCAGGGUUGCUAGGUUUAUCGAUGAGGGAGCAGCAUUAUUAAGUUCAAAAGAAGGGAGCACGUCUCUUGCAGAAGUUGGAAAUCUUGGCAGUUCUCACAUACAGAACCAGAUGCAGGAGAAUGGAUCUCAUUUAGAAGUUACAGUUGAGUUGGGUGCAAUUGGGGUUUCUGUUGUGGACCAUAGACCCAGAGAGGUAUUAUAUUUGUAUCUAGACAGAGUAUUCAUAUCCUACGCUACCGGAUAUGGUGGUGGAACUACUAGCAAGUUUAAGCUUAUAUUGGGGUACUUGCAGCUUGACAAUCAACUUCCCCUCACAUUGAUGCCUGUACUUCUGGCACCUGAACAAAACAUUGAUAUGCAUCAUCCAGUCCUCAAGAUGACUUUUACAGUGCGCAAUGAGAACAUUGAUGGUGUUCAGGUAUACCCAUAUGUUAAUGUAAGGGUAACAGAUAAAUGCUGGAGGCUUAACAUUCAUGAGCCGAUAAUUUGGGCUUUUGUAGAUUUCUAUAACAAUCUUCAACUGGAUCGCCUACCAAACAGUUCUAGUGUCAGCCAGGUUGAUCCUGAAAUACGUGUGGACUUGAUUGAUAUAUCUGAACUAAGACUGAAGUUAUCAUUAGAGAGUGCACCUGCUCAAAGACCAGAUGGGGUUCUAGGCGUAUGGGGACCAGUACUGUCGGCUGUUGGAAAUGCCUUCAAAUUACAGAUCCAUUUAAGAAAAGUGAUCCGCAGAGACAGAUUUAUGAGAAAAAGCUCGGUCAUUUCUGCAGUGGGAAACCGUAUUUUUAGAGAUUUAAUUCAUAACCCUCUGCAUUUAAUAUUUUCAGUGGAUGUGCUGGGUAUGACAAGCUCAACUUUAGCCUCUCUCAGCAAAGGCUUUGCUCAACUAUCAACAGAUGGACAGUUUUUGCAGCUGCGUUCAAAGCAGAUAUGGUCAAGAAGAAUAACCGGAGUUGGUGAAGGGAUCAGGCAAGGGACUGAAGCCCUGGCACAAGGUGUUGCAUUCGGAGUUUCUGGGGUAGUGACAAGGCCUGUGGAGAGUGCUAGACAACAUGGCCUUCUUGGCUUUGCCCAUGGGCUUGGACGAGCUAUGGUGGGAUUCGUUGUUCAACCAGUGAGUGGAGCAUUGGACUUCUUUUCAUUGACUGUCGACGGGAUUGGUGCAAGUUGUUCUCGUUGCAUUGAAAUCCUUAGCAACAAGACCACCUUCCAUAGGAUAAGAAAUCCCCGUGCUAUUCAUGCAGACAAUAUACUUAGAGAUUACAGUGAGCGAGAAGCACAGGGUCAAGUGAUACUACACCUUGCUGAAGAGAGCCGUCAUUUUGGUUGCACUGAACUUUUUAAAGAGCCUUCUAAAUUUGCCUUGUCUGAUUAUUAUGAAAAUCAUUUUAUGGUUCCCUAUUCGCGGAUUGUUUUAGUGACUAAUAAACGUGUAAUGCUUCUCCAGUGUUUGUCUGCUGAUAAGAUGGACAAGAAGCCCUGCAAAAUCAUGUGGGAUGUACCUUGGGAAGAACUCAUGGCACUUGAAUUAGCUAAAGCUGGCUACCCUAGACCUUCUCACUUAAUCAUCCAUGUAAAAAAAUUCCGAAGGUCUCAGAAGUUUGUCCGGGUAAUAAAGUGCAACACUGAAGAUGAAACUGAGGUGCCUCAAGCUGUAAGAAUUUGUUCAGUUGUGCGUAAGAUAUGGAAAGCAUAUCAAACUGACGUGGCAUGUCUACAACUAAAGGUUCCUUCAAGCCAGAGACAUGUAUCCUUUGCAUCACAUGAUAAUGAUGGAAGAGAUUCAUUUAGCCAGAAAAAGCCUAUAAUUGAAUCAAGGGGGCUGGCUUCCUGGGGUGCUGUCUCCGAUAGAAGGAAAUUUGUUCAACAUGCUAUCACAUUUUCUAAGGUAUGGAGCAGUGAACGAGAGUUGAAAGGUCGUUGUACAUUGUGCCGGAAGAAUGUUUCAGAAGAUGAUGGGAUCUGUAGUAUCUGGCGCCCUUCCGGUUUACCCCAUGGGUACAUCUCAAUUGGGGAUAUUACUCAUGUUGGUUGUCAUCCUCCUAAUGUUUCAGCUGUAUAUCGUUAUUCUGACAAAUUAUUUGCCCUCCCAGUCGGCUAUGACCUGGUGUGGAGGAACUGCUUAGAUGAUUACACGAAUCCCAUAUCAAUUUGGCAUCCUCGUGCUCCUGAAGGCUUUGUCUCUCCUGGAUGUGUAGCUGUACCUGAUUUUGCUGAGCCGGAACCAAAUGCUGUAUACUGUGUUGCAGAAACAUUGAUCGAGGAGACAGUAUUUGAAGAACAAAAGAUCUGGGAAGCACCAGAUUCAUAUCCCUGGGCAUGUCAUAUCUACCAGGUGCGCAGUGAUGCACUUCAUUUUGUUGCUCUCAGGCAACCAAGGGAAGAAUCUGAUUGGAAGCCAAUGAGAGUUAUCGAUGACCCACAGCUUCACAUUGACGCGUAGUAAGCUUGUUUCCUUGUAUUCCAGUGUCUAAUAACCCAGUAAACAAAGCAGCUUUCUUGAUUUUGCUUUCCCCGUUGGAGAAAUACUGGUUUGUGGCGCUACUUCCUUCUUAAUUGAAAAGUAGUCUCGAGUAGUUUGUACAGUCCAAACUGUGUAUUGAUGUACAUAGUUGUACCAUUGGGAUCACAACGACAUGUUAUGGAUCUUCCUCAGAGGCUCCUUUUCCCUAAUUUUUGGUACUGAUCAUUUUACAGCAAUCAAAAGCUCCUUUAAGCUUUAUAGUUAU